Messenger RNA from Oryza brachyantha (malo sina), 2777 nucleotides. RefSeq names its product putative receptor protein kinase ZmPK1. NCBI's taxonomy places the organism in Eukaryota, Viridiplantae, Streptophyta, Magnoliopsida, Poales, Poaceae. The record is from RefSeq and is a predicted model, not a curated record. The transcript has a single exon. Gene Ontology annotation, biological process: recognition of pollen; protein phosphorylation. Bases 1 to 2448 code for a protein of 815 amino acids. Gene Ontology annotation, molecular function: protein serine/threonine kinase activity; ATP binding.
AUGUCGACGACGAUGAAUCCAGCACAUGGCUUGCAGUUGAUCUUAGUCAGCUCCCUGUGCUGUACCGCUGUCUCGGUGGGCGACGAUCGCCGGAGCGUGCUGUGGCGCGGCGGCUCCAUCGCCGUGGAGGACGCCGCCGGCCACGCCCUCGUGUCGCCGGGCGGCGACUUCUCGUGCGGGUUCUACAAGGUGGCGACCAACGCCUACACGUUCGCCGUCUGGUUCACCGCGUCGGAAGACGCCACCGUCGCGUGGACUGCCAACCGCGACGCCCCCGUCAACGGCGUCGGCUCCCGCGCCGAGCUCCGCAGGGACGGGUCGCUGGUGCUGCGAGACUACGACGGCCGCGUCGUGUGGAGCACCAACACCAGCGGCACGCCGGCCGACCGCGCCCAGCUCCUCGACACCGGUAACCUCGUCGUGCUCGACGCCGGCGGAAAUCGGUUGUGGCAGAGCUUCGACUGGCCCACCGACACGCUCCUGCCGGGGCAGCCCGUCACGCGGUACAGGCAGCUGGUGUCAGCGUCGGCGAGGGGCUCGCCGUACUCCGGCUACUACAAGUUCUACUUCGACAGCGACAACAUCCUCAAUCUCAUGUACGACGGGCCGGAGAUCAGCAGCAACUACUGGCCGGACCCAUUCAAGAAGUGGUGGGACAACAACCGGACGGCGUUCAACAGCAGCCGCCACGGCAGCUUCGACAGGCGCGGCGUCUUCACGGCGAGCGACCAGCUGCAGUUCAACGCCUCGGACAUGGGCGACGAGGGCGUCCUGAGGCGGCUCACGCUCGACUACGACGGCAACCUCCGCCUCUACAGCCUCGGCGCCGCCGACGGGCGGUGGCGCGCCACGUGGGCGGCGAUCCCGCGCCAGUGCGACGUGCACGGCAUGUGCGGCCGCUACGGCAUAUGCACGUACAGCCCCGGGCCGACGUGCUCCUGCCCCGACGGCUACGUGCCCCGCGACACCGGCGACUGGAGCAAGGGGUGCCGCCGCACGUUCGACGUCCGGUGCGGCGAGGACGUCGGCUUCGCGGAGAUGCGGCACACCGACUACUGGGGCUUCGACCUCAACUACACCGCCAGGAUCUCGUUCGACGCGUGCCGGCGACUCUGCCUCGCCGACUGCCAUUGCGAGGCGUUCGGCUACCGCCAGGGCACUGGCGAGUGCUACCCCAAGAUUGCUCUCUGGAACGGUGGGGUUCUAAGCAUCCCGUACCAAUCCAUCUACCUCAAGAUCCCCACGCGUGUCAAGAACCUGAACCCGUCAUUGCUUCACUUCGAUGGCCACGCCUGCGCCGUGGACGAACGCGACGCCAUAGUCAGCACCUCGUACCUGCAUGUCCGGAGUAACACGAUAAACUUCAUCUAUUUCUACUGCUUCCUCGCGGUGGUGUUCGUCUUGGAAGCCAUUUUCGUCGUCGUCGGCUACCUGUUUGUCUUUCGAGCUGACUCCGCGGCGGCCGGACGGGUCCGUGACGAAGGGUACAGCUUGGUGUUCAGCCAUUUCAGGAGGUUCACCUACGACGAGCUAUCAAACGCGACGAGCGGGUUUAGAGACGAGCUUGCCAAGGGCGCGACGGGGUCCGUGUACAAGGGUGUCCUGGACGACGGCCGCAGCAUCGCCGUGAAGCGGUUAGGAGAGCUGACGCAGGCCGACGAGGUGUUCCGGUCGGAGCUGAGCGUGAUAGGCCGGAUCAACCACAUGAACCUCGUCAGGAUAUGGGGCUUCUGCUCGGAACACCCGCACCGGCUCAUCGUCUCCGAGUACGUCGAGAACGGCUCGCUCGACAGGGCCCUCUUCGGCGACGACGGCGAGGGCUCCGGGGUGGUGCUAGCGUGGCGGUCGAGGUACAAGAUCGCCGUCGGCGUGGCGAAGGGGCUGGCGUACCUCCACCACGAGUGCCUGGAGUGGAUCGUGCACUGCGACGUGAAGCCGGAGAACAUACUGCUCGACGGCGACCUGGAGCCCAAGGUGACGGACUUCGGCCUCGUCAAACUGCUGAGCCGCGACGCCGGCAGCCACCUGGCGCUGUCCCGCGUGCAGGGCACCAGGGGCUACAUUGCGCCGGAGUGCUGGACGGUGGGCCGCCCCAUCACCGGCAAAGCCGACGUGUACAGCUUCGGCGUCGUGCUCCUGGAGCUGCUGCUGGGGCAGAGGGUCUGCGACUGGGUGAAGACGGCGGCGAACGGAGCCGGGGAUCUCCAGCGUUUGGCCGCAUUGCUCAGAGAGAAGCUGAAGCAUUACGACGACGAGCUGCCGGCGUGGCUGGCGGAGCUCGUGGAUGCGCGGCUGCGCAGUCACUUCGACCAUGCGCAGGCAGCCGCGAUGCUGGAGCUGGCGGUUUCGUGCGUUGACGGCGAGCCCAGCAGGCGGCCGAGCAUGAGCACGGUUGUGCAUCAGCUCGUCUCGCUGGACGAUAGGACACCAUCUCGGCGCCAUGCUUGAGCUAGCGUUCAUCUCUCUGGUAUUAUUUUGCUACAUUUUCAUUUUUACCAUCACGAGUCUUGUUAGGAUGAAACAGUGUUGGUGUAAUUAUUGAUGAGAAUCCUUACGUGUUGCGGCGAACGUACCAAUGAAAUGUUCACAUUUCUCCUCAAACUUGUUCACGUCAAAGUCAAACAAAUUGGGAAGAGGUGGCGUAGAGCAGGUGCUAUAAAUUAGCUGUAAACAUAUUUUAAAGAAACAAGAGAGGAGAGAAAAGAGAAAUGUGCUACUAAUUUGUAGUCAGCUGUAACACGGACUCUAAUACACAGUGUGAGUAUGAUAUGUGGGAC